GCCAGCCCCGGCUCCCGACCAGCCGCUCCCAGCACUGCCCGGCACUGCCCGUCUCCGCACCCAGCCCCAAUGAGCAGGACGCCCCCCAUCAGACCCACGGCACGUGGAGCUGGCGGCAAAUAGAAGCUCUUGGAAAGCAAACAAAGGAGAAGCCGCGAAACCGCGAGAUCUUCAUUCGCCAGAAGCCAGCAGUGCUCGGACCAGGGGGACACCAGCGCCUACAGCACAGGAGAGAACAUGAGUCUCCUCAAAGAGCGAAAACCAAAAAAGCCGCAUUACAUCCCAAGGCCUCCAGGAAAGCCCUUCAAGUAUAAGUGUUUCCAGUGUCCCUUCACUUGCAAUGAAAAGUCACACCUUUUCAACCACAUGAAGUACGGUCUCUGCAAAAACUCCAUCACCUUAGUGUCAGAGCAGGACCGAGUCCCGAAGUGCCCCAAAUCCAACUCUCUGGACCCCAAGCAGACCCAUCAGGCAGACUCGGCAGCAAAGCCCACCUCCGCCAAACCCGUCUCCAACGGGCUCCCACACUUUGAUGCCAAGCUCCAGCAAAGCCUCACCAAGGAUGACGUGAAGGAAAACCUAGAACUGCAUGCACGGGGGCCCCACAGGGGCCCAGGACAGAAGCCUGCCCUCCACGAGGAAGCUGCACCCCCGAGUCCAGCUCCAGAAGCCCCGCGGGGCACCCAGCCUGUCCUGGAAGGCAUUGUGCGGCCCUCGGCAUUCGUCCCAGUGGGAGAGCACAGGCUGAAGGGCCCAGAACACGCUGAGGCCCCCGAACUGCUGGCGCUGCCCAACCCCACGGCCAAAGCCACCGCCUUCCACACCAAGUCUGCAUUCCACACUCCCGGCUACCCAUGGAAGGCUGGCUCGCCUUUCCUCCCGCCCGAGUUCCCACACAAAAUCCCUUCUACAAAGGGGUUUAGUGCCAUUUCCCCUUACGUGCACCCCGCGAUCCCAGAGUACCCGCCGCACUUCUACACUGAGCACGGACUGGCCACCAUCUACUCGCCCUACCUACUCGCCGGGAACUCACCCGAGUGCGAUGCCCCCCUGCUGCCUGUCUACGGGGCCCAAGACCAGAGGCACCUGCUGCCUCCGCCGGGGCCGGUCCCGAAGCACCUGAACCCCCCCUCGGCCUACGACCAUUACAGGUUCUUCCAGCAGUACCAUCCCAACCUGCCCAUUCCGUACGGGUUUUACAGACCAGAGUCUGCGUUCUCCUCCUACGGUCUCAGACUCCCGGCCGUCGCAGGUGUUUCCAGAGAUCAAAGCUCCCACCUCCUGGAAGAAGCUGCCCUGCUCUACCCGGCCCUGAGUCCGUCCAAGUCAAGUCCUUCCAGCACCCACAAAAAGCACACCGAGUGUGAGAAGGAGAGCCCAACUCCCGAGGCUAAAGAUCGCUCCAAAGAUGAGCAGAGGGACGCAGAGGGGACCAAAAUGAGCCCUCGAGCCGGCAGCGCGGCCACGGGCUCCCCGGGAAGGCCGAGUCCCACCAACUUCACGCAGACAAGUCAGCCGUGUGCCGGGCCGUGCGGCCUCUCGGACAAGCCAGCCCCCGGCGUCCCAGGACGGCUCCAUCCGCCUGAACACGGCCUCACAGCCUUCAGGCCUGUCAAGAAGAGCGCAGAGUGCCCACAAUCGCAGGUUCUGGAGAACACAGACGAGUCUCCAAAGAGCCUGGACGCCACGAGCGGAGACGCUGCGGGUGCGGGUGCGGGUGCGACAGGAAGUGCCUCCCCCGGCCCGGAGGCCACACUGUCCGGCCCGGAGGACAGCUCCCGGACAGCCCCGCUGAACCUCUCCAGGAAACCAGAGGCUCCGCCAGCCACGCACAGCCCCGCGUACAAGGACUUCGCGGAGCUGCAGGACGUGCCUCUGAACCUGUCGGUGAAGGACCCCUGCAACGCCCUGCCCCCGAGGCCCCCGUUCCACCGCCCGCCGCGAGGCGCAGACCCGGACGCUGCGGCCGCCCCGAACCCCAACGUGCCCAGAGCCGAGGAUGGGCCCGAGCAGGCGCAGACAGACCCCAGCAGCCCUGACGCUGCUGCGCGGCCCCCAACAGCGCCCCCCGCGAGGGCCCAGGAGCCGGCAGCGGUGGACAGCAGCGACGAGCAGAAGCAGACGGCGGCCGUGGCCCUCUGCCAGCUGGCAGCCUACAGCCCGGGGACCGUCCGGGUGGGCGACGGGGAGCCCACGGCCCCAGAGUCCACCUGCCAGCAGGAUGCACCCACGGUCCACGCCACGGAGAACCAGGAGGCUCAGUGCGACCCCAGACCCAGAGGGCAAAAGAGGACAAGUCCGAGGGAUGCAGGGAAGUCCCAGCAAGGGACCAAGAAGACGAAGCCGAGCGACACAGCCAGAGUGUUCACUCUCCGGAAAAGAACACGGGUGUCCUAGUGCCCGGGCCCCGUGGGAUGCAGACACGCCUCCCAAAGCAGGUGGCAACAGCAGCAAAUCUCCACUGGCGCCUUCACUGUAUCUGGUCAAUUUUUUACGAUGCAGUUUCUUUUUUCUUCUCAAAAAAACACACCCCCCCCAAAAAAAACAAAAAAAUAAAAAAACGAACAAAAGAAAGAAAAAACUGCAACUUCAGUUUCUGUAAAUAUUAAGCAUGAAUAUUCAAAGGUGCUUUUACUUUUUGGUUGUAAAAAUAUUUAAAUGACUCAUACACUUAAGACUGAUGAGUUAAACUGCCUUUCAUUUUUGUAAAAUGUCACAUGGAAUACACAGACUAAAAGACAGCUUUUAGGUGUACACCAUCUUAUAGGAAAGCUUUAAAAAUACUUUUCUUAUAAAUACCUUAGUACUAAAACAAACUGCUUUAACUGUUUUGCUAACAAUUCUGCUGCACGUUUUCAAGUAAGUAACAGUUACUGGGGGGAAAAAAUGCCAGGAGAAAACAUUCCCAGUCCUGUCAUUAAAGUGCCCGAGGUAAAAACUACGUGAUUUGUUACGAGGACACACGAACAUCAAGAGGCUAUUUAUACACAUAAUUUAUUUCCACCAGGGAAAAACGUAUCGCGGGAGUGGCUAUACGUUCCUACUUCUUCAUGAUGCUACAGUGAAUUUCCCGACUCAUUCUGCCUCGUUUUCCACUUUCUAAAAUGAUGUACAUAUUGCCAAUUUUCCAAUAAACUCAUAGGUGACUUUAAGAGCA
Messenger RNA from Nyctereutes procyonoides (raccoon dog), 3157 nucleotides. RefSeq names its product zinc finger protein 750 (gene ZNF750). Gene Ontology annotation, cellular component: nucleus. Bases 238 to 2397 code for a protein of 719 amino acids. Lineage: Eukaryota; Metazoa; Chordata; Mammalia; Carnivora; Canidae. The record is from RefSeq and is a predicted model, not a curated record. Gene Ontology annotation, biological process: positive regulation of transcription by RNA polymerase II; epidermis development. The transcript is spliced from 3 exons. Gene Ontology annotation, molecular function: RNA polymerase II cis-regulatory region sequence-specific DNA binding; promoter-specific chromatin binding; DNA-binding transcription activator activity, RNA polymerase II-specific.